AAGCAUUUGCCCCAGAGGGCUGGCUCGAGCUGGAGCGGUGGACAGCAGCUGAUUCAGUUUCAUAGCCCCAGACCUGAACAGGCGCUACCGCUGUCAGGCAGCUCAACAGACAGGCGACAAUGUCACUGAGGAACAAGUCAUUGAAGCUUUUAUAUCCUGCUCUCUUCUUCUGAAGACCUGCCAGAAGUGCACCACCACCACAACAAGUUAUGGAAUGAUUUCUUUUUAACACCAAGGGAUAUUUGAGUUCAGCCAGAACUGGAAUAGGCCUUGUCCGAUUCCUCCAGAUGUCUCAUCCUGUUGUCACUGAACAUCUUAGUACUUUAUGCUUACUGGACUUAUUGUUUACUGCUACCAAUGGAUUCUCAAAUCUUCACCCCUCUGUUGGACCCAAGUCUUGGACAUAGUCAACAACAAUUUGCAUUUAAAGCUAUAAUAAAAAGUCUGACCAGGAGAGUAAUUUGACUCUGCCUUUAAGUGCUACUUUAAUAUUUUUCUAUCUUUCAUUGAGUGCAUUAUUGGCCUGAUUAAACACAGGUGAAAUGGAUGGAAGGACUGAAAACUGGCCGAAAUCCACAGUUUGGGUUGAUGAGUUUUGGACACCGAUUUACCACCAUUUAAUUUUGGCACGAUAAAAGUCUUAUGGCUCACCUCUGAAAUCAUGGAGAUAUUCGUCACCUAAUAAAACAACUGAAGUUGUUUUGUUUCAUCAUAAUUUGGAAUAUUUUGCUGUUCACUUGAUUUUCUUUUUUUCUUCACUUUCACAUGAAAAGACAUUUGUACAGAAAAGCUUCACCAUCUUUUUUUUGUCUUUGACAGGCUGUUAUGUCUGCCAGUUUGGUCUGACAUUAGUGCAGGGAGGCUCAUAUGAAAUUUUGAAACCUGAGUUACUGAAAGGAUUUAGUAUCCUCACAUACAAAUUUUUUUUUUUUGAUUGAAAGAAACUGCAUUGUAGUAGCAAAGCAGCUGGCAAUGGCAGCAGAUCACAGUGAGUUGCUGGCUGAGAUGGCAACAAUCGGGCGUCUGGGUGCCACUGAACGCCUAAAGCAUGCCCAGAAACGCCGUGCUCAGCAGCUGAAGGCAUGGGCCCAAAUGGAAAAGGAUGCAGCACGGGGGUCAAGAGCAAAGGCAGACAAGAAGAAGCCUCGAACCACCAAAGUGACAUUCCCCCACUCUGUCACCCUGCUAGACGCAGCUGCCCGCAAUGACGUGGAUGAGGUGAGGAAGCUACUGAACAACGGUGUCAAUCCUGAUCUGAUCAAUGAGGAUGGGCUAACGGCCUUACAUCAGUGCUGCAUUGAUGACUUUGUAGAAAUUGUGCAGUGCCUGCUUGAUGCUGGUGCCUGUGUGAAUGCCUGUGACAGUGAACUGUGGACACCGCUGCAUGCUGCUGCCACCUGUGGACACACUGGACUGGUGCAGCUCUUAAUUCAAGCUGGAGCUGACUUGCUGGCUGUCAAUGCGGAUGGCAACAUGCCAUAUGACCUUUGUGAGGAUGAGGCCACCCUGGAGCUGCUAGAAAUGGUUAUGGCUGAACAGGGCAUAACUCAGGACCGUAUUGACGAAUGCAGAGGAGCUAAAGAGACGGUUAUGCUUGCUGAUGUUCAAACUCUGGUUCAGAGUGGAGCAGAUUUAAAUGCACAAGAUAACAACGGCGCAACACUGAUCCAUAUUGCAGCUGCCAACGGCUAUAUGUCUGUAGCAGAGCUGCUAGUAGAGCACAGGGCUCAGCUGGAGGUGAAGGACUCUGAUGGGUGGACACCGCUACAUGCUGCCGCCUGCUGGGGACAUAUCCAAAUGGUGGAACUGCUUGUAGCCCAUGGAGCUAACCUGAACACAAAGUCUGUCCUAGAGGAGACCCCUUUAGAUGUGUGUGUGGAUGAAGAAGUCAGAGCCAAACUAUUGGACUUGAAGCACAAACAUGAUGCCAUCAUGAAAAGCCAGGACAAGCAGAAGGGCACGUUACAAAGACGAGUAUCAAGUACUGGAAGCAGAGGUAAGGUGGUGCGUCGUGUUAGCGUGAACGAACGCUCCAGUUUGUACCGGCGAGAGCACCAUAAAGAAGCCAUGGUGUGGCAGGAGCGCGGCCGACAGCCUGAGCCUCAGGACGAUGAUGAAGACAGGCAAACUGAUAAUGAGCUGCUCCAACAUGCCUCCAUGGUUGCCGGUGGUGCAGCAACAUCACGCUUAGAAGAACUUGAGGCUGCAGACAGGAAAAUCAUGUCAAGCUUAGGAAAUGGAGAGACCUCUGUUUCCCUGGCAUCCUCUGUACCUGGAGAGCUGUGGAGUGGUGGGGGUCGCAUGGAACGCAGCGCCACCUAUGAGCUUAGCUCUGCAGGUGGAGCCGUGUACGCAGAGGGUGAGGCUGCAGACAGUAUGACUCGGGAGAAAUCGCACCACACCCUAGCUGAUCUGAAACGCCAACGGGCAGCUGCUAAGCUCAAUAAGUAUCCAGCACCUCCACCUCCUCUGCCCCCUCCUGCAGAGGAGGAGCCUUCUGUUGCAGGAGCUGAGAUGACAACCUCUCAAGCUCAGCCAGAGAACCAAAUGACCCCCACUGCAGAGCAGGCGGUCUCCCCCAGCCAGGUGUACUUCACCCCAGCUAGUGGAGAUCCUCCACUUCUUAAGCUUCGAGCCCCUGAAGAGGAUCAGUCUAACAAUAAAGAGCCUUGCUGUGGCCUCAUGUAGGUGGCCUCACGCUCAGACGUGCUGCCUGCAGAGUACACAAUCUUGGCGAGUUACACUCCAAAGUAGCCGACACUUGAAUCAGACAAAUGAAACCCUGAAGACGGUAACUUUAGGCCACCUGCCAAUGAUGGUUUGAUCUACAUUAAAGUUCAAGUGCAAUCUAUGUACUUGUUUCCUUUUCCUUAAUUCACAUGAACUGUGAGUGUUUCCUUUUGCUUUCCGCUGUUUAGAGACUUCUGUGUUGGCUGUAAGGUUUUCACCGAAGCUCAGGAGAAGCACAAGCAAGAUCUCAGUUUUCUUCCUUUUCAUGAACAUCUUGAUUGAAUCACGUGAAAAUUGUCAUUGAUGUAAAAUUGAAUUGAAUCAAAGCUGAUUGGUUUGGAUAAGAAUGAGGUUCUUUCUGUAAUUAACCGAUAUUUGCAUACAUUUACAUUAUAACUUCACAGCUUUUUAAUGCUUGGAAAACUGAUCAGUGAAAGUGUUAAUAUACACAACACCUAGUCUGAAUAAUGCAAUAAUGGAUUAUAUCCAUGCUUUUUUUUUUUUUACUUAAAUAUGCUGACUAGUUUUCAGUUUUGCUUUUCAAAGCACACAGAGCUUACAUUUCAAUAUUUGUAAUGGUGCAAUUUUGUAAAUUGUUUAUCUUUAAUAUGAGAUUAUGAAUAUCAUUGGGAAAUUAACUAUUAACACAAGAAGAUUCUUAUUUUUCUGUCAGUAUUUCUAUUUUUCUACCCUCAGAAUGGAAUUACGUUAUUUAUUUGAUCUUGUACUCAGACACAACUUAUACAAUUUUUGUAAAGCUCGACAUUGUGAUGUUAAGAAAAAAAACAUGACGGCAAAAAUAUUUUUGUGUUGAAGAGAAUUAUCAAAUAUGCUAUUAGCUUUACUGUCAAUCAAUAACACCUGUCACAUGAUUGAUUAUCAAAGGUCGGUGCCUUCUUAUGGUGGCUUUUUUUGAUGUUUGUUUGCAAUGCUUGCACGAAGUCCCACAUGUAGAUGGGAUGAAAAGAUCUGGCAUGGACUUGAUUUAAUGUAAAUGCUCUCCAAUUAUUGUAUUGCAUUUCAGUUUUGUUAUUGAUUUUUACUGAUCCCUGUUGAGAAAAACAACACAUAAAAACUUUUUUUUUUCACAAAUGCUUUUUGUAUUUUUGUAA
This is a messenger RNA of Melanotaenia boesemani (Boeseman's rainbowfish), 3842 nucleotides long. RefSeq names its product protein phosphatase 1, regulatory subunit 16A (gene ppp1r16a). Lineage: Eukaryota; Metazoa; Chordata; Actinopteri; Atheriniformes; Melanotaeniidae. The record is from RefSeq and is a predicted model, not a curated record. Gene Ontology annotation, cellular component: cytoplasm. The transcript has 11 exons. The coding region runs from base 973 to 2688 and encodes 571 amino acids. Gene Ontology annotation, molecular function: protein binding; phosphatase regulator activity; enzyme inhibitor activity.